This is a messenger RNA of Oryzias latipes (Japanese medaka), 4040 nucleotides long. It is a transcript of the gene osbpl5, whose product is annotated as oxysterol binding protein-like 5. The record is from RefSeq and is a predicted model, not a curated record. Gene Ontology annotation, cellular component: membrane; cortical endoplasmic reticulum; cytosol. Gene Ontology annotation, molecular function: cholesterol binding. Lineage: Eukaryota; Metazoa; Chordata; Actinopteri; Beloniformes; Adrianichthyidae.
AAACAAAGAAUAGAAUCAACCUAAAGCUCUCCUGAACCCAAACGUCAUGACGUGGGACUGAAACCGUUAUCGUCCCGACGCUCGUAACGGCCUCUAAACUGAAACGCCUCCGUUACGAGCAGCAGCUGCAGUACCGCUCUGCGGCCGCAGGGGUCGCCAGAACCGCGCCGCCCGCAGCAAGAGGCUCCUGUCCCGCAGCGCUCUCCAUGUUGAAACGGAGCAGCUCCUCUCUCCUCGGGCAGACUCCCGUCGUCGCUCUGCGCCAAACCGCCUCCGCCGGCGGCAGCCAUGACCCUGGACUCUGACCGUGAAUGAACGCCUCCCGGACCGCAGCCAGACGAAGCGGCCCGUUGGACCUCAUCUGCCGGACCCUCCGGAUCACAUGAACGGUGUUUCCAGCGACCUGCUCGGGAUUUUACAGUGACAGCCUUCUGAUGGACCAAUCAGGAGGAGCUGGGAAAAAGAGGAACUGAGUCUUCUCCAUGCAGAGGACAGGCCAUCAGGAUGAAGGAGGAGAACUUGUUCCAUCGGAGGCUUUCUUUGUGCCCCAGUGCCACCUCACCGCCCAGACUUGACCCCCGGACCCUCACCCGAAACCUGUCUUAUGGCGGAGACAACGACCUGUCCAGCAUCAGCCCAGGCAGCGAGACAGACACGAACGGCCUCCCCAUGCUGACUAAUGAACUUAGUCCUGCCCAAUCACCUGGCAGCAAGUCUGAGUCGAGGAUGUUUAAUGGCGUUGAGAAGGAGUGCCCCUCCCCCACAGAGAAACUGGCCCGAAAGGAGUCCUUGAAGGUCCAAAAGCAGAAUUACAGGCAGGAGAAGAAACGGGCGGCUAAAGAGCUUUCCAUCGCUCUGAAGGACCCCAGUGUCGUCAUCAUGUCCAACUGGCUGAAGAUCCGAGGGUCUUUGAAGAGCUGGACCAGGCUGUGGUGUGCCCUGAAGCCGGGAGUACUUUUGAUCUACAAGACCCCCAAAGCAGACCACUGGGUGGGCACCAUCCUCCUCAGCGCCUGUAAGCUGAUCGAGAGACCCUCCAAGAAGGACGGGUUCUGCUUCAAGCUCUAUCACCCUCUGGAAAAGUCCAUCUGGGCUGUGAAGGGUCCCAAAGGAGAGAACGUGGGCUCCAUUACGCAGCCUCUGCCAAGUAACUACCUGAUCUUCAGAGCUGCAUCCGAGUCUGACGGCCGGUGCUGGAUGGACGCUCUGGAGCUGGCUCUGAACUGCUCCAGCCUCUACAAGCUGACGGCCAAGGCGGCCCGAGAGGGAGACGUCAGCCUGACCCCCGAGUCCUCGCAUUUCCUGCACCUGCUGCAGGCGUCGCCGCUCUCAGAGACGGAGCUGCUGCAGCUGAGCGACGGCGGGCACCACAUGGAGAACGACGGCUUUUCCGACAAAUCCGAGCGCGAGCUGCACGACGACUGGGACGCCACCGCCGAGGAAAACGGCGGGCGGCUGACGGAGGAGAGCGACAUGGAGCAGUCGGAGGAGACGCCUCCUCCUCCGCCUUCUACGGCCUACGAGGAGCAGAGCACGGAGGAUAUCGCAGAGGCCGGGGAGGGGUCCCAGGUGGAGACGGUGUCUGAGGAGAACAAAGGUCUGAUCUGGGGUCUGCUGAAGCAGCUGCGGCCGGGCAUGGACCUGUCCAAGGUGGUGCUGCCCACCUUCAUCCUGGAGCCGCGCUCCUUCCUGGACAAGCUGUCGGACUACUAUUACCACGCCGACCUGCUGUCCCAAGCGGCUCUGGAGGAGAGCGCCUAUGGGCGGAUCAAAACGGUGCUGAGAUGGUACCUGUCCGGGUUCUACAAGAAGCCCAAGGGUCUGAAGAAGCCGUACAACCCCAUCCUGGGGGAGACGUUCCGCUGCUGCUGGCUCCACCCCCACACGGACAGCUGCACCUUCUACAUAGCCGAGCAGGUGUCCCACCACCCCCCCAUCUCUGCUUUCUACGUCUGCAACCGGAAGGACGGCUUCUCCAUCAGCGGAAGCAUCCUGGCCAAGUCCAAGUUCUACGGUAACUCGCUGUCCGCGGUUCUGGACGGCCGAGCCCGGCUGCUGUUCCUGAGCAGGGAGGAGGAGUACAUCAUCACCAUGCCCUACGCCCACUGCAAAGGGAUCCUGUACGGCACCAUGACCCUGGAGCUGGGGGGCAAAGUCACCAUCGAGUGUGAGAAGACCAGAUGUUCCUCUGAGCUGGAGUUCAAGCUGAAGCCCUUCCUCGGAGGUUCCAGCUCUGUCAAUCAGAUCAGCGGGAAGAUCCUGGCAGGAGACGAGCUCCUGGCCACGGUGGAUGGACACUGGGACGGGGACGUCUUCAUCAGUGAGAAAUGCUCAGGCCAGAGGGAGCUGCUGUGGAGUCCCAGCCCCGAAAUCCGCAGCAGGCGCCUGAAGAGACGAGUGGUCCAGAUGGGCGAGCAGGAGGAGUUUGAGUCGGAAAGACUGUGGCAGCACGUGACCCAGGCUAUCCUGGACCGGGACCAGGUGCAGGCCACCCAGGAGAAGUUUGUCCUGGAGGACGCUCAGCGAAAGGAAGCCAAAGAACGAGGAGACGUGCCCUGGACCCCCCGGUUCUUCCAGCAGGAUCCUGUCACCUCUGAGUGGAUCUACAAGCACACUGACACCCGGCCCUGGGACCCGGAGCUCUGCCUGCUGCAGUUCGAAAAGGACGGCGUCAUCCAGACGCAGCCGAGAAGCCAACACGUGGGUCUGACCUAUGGCCACAGCUGGACCAGCCGGCACAAGGUGGCGCUGAAUAGGAAGCACAGGAAGUCCAGCAGCCAGCCGUCCAGCUGCAGCCAAAACACGGAGAGCAGCAGCAGCACGUCGGAGCCCCCCCACGAGUCCUCCGACAACGAGGAUUUCCCGCAGCAGUGCAUGGGCUGCAGCUCCCAGCUGAAGGACUUGGCUCAGAUAGAAGCGUCCAUCUCCUCCAUCCACAGGACGCAGCAGGACAUCCAGAGGAACCUGGUGGCGCUGAGUCAGCAGCUCUCCCAUCAGAGGGCGAGCGACCACGGCGCCCUGACGGGUCGCCACUGCCUCGUCCUCUGCCUCCUGCUCCUCUCACAGCUCCUUCUCAACUACGUCUUCACCUGAGCCGACUCCUCUGGGAAGACCCCCCCAGCACUGGAUUCAGACCCCCCCGAGAAAAGAAAGCACAGAAUCAAUGGGGGGGGGGACUUCAUAGCAAUAAACAGCCUGUCAGAGAGGAGCGGCUCCCCCCGGUGUAGCCGGACUGUAACAGCACCUCUGCACUUUGGACAGGAGGAGGAACGAGGAGUUUAGACAACUAGAAAAGACGGCGAGGAGGCGCGCCGCUCUGCCCGCUAUCGCCUGCAAUACUGUUCAUGUGUGUUUACAGCGCCGCCACACCUGCUCCUCCACCGCUCCUCUCAUCACCUGCUCUACUCCUCUCCUCUUCCACUCCAGAUUCUGGGCCUUAACGCUGAAGCCAAAAGAGAGGAGGAGUCAAACGACCUUCUAGCAGAUCCAUCUUGUCCUUCAUGGACGUCUGAUUUCACUGUCGGCGCUGUUUGACCAAAAAAGUAUUUUAUGAAGGAGGCGCGAUUGUUCACGUGUUUUUGUGCCCCGCCCCCUCACCACAGUGCAUUUCACUAGAAGCAAGAAUGGGAGGAGCCUAAAGAGAGGCGCCUGUGUGGAGGUCUGUGUGUUUUCCUGUCAGUCGGGGGCGGAGUCAGAAUGUAUUUAUUGUAUGAAUCCCUCAGACGGUCUUCAUCUGAAUCAUGGAGGACGCUCAGGUGUGAGCCCUCCAGUGUGUGUGUGUGUGUGUGUGUGUGAUGCAGCACAUUUUUGUGUGGUAACCAUGACAAUCACAGGGACACUGUCAGAUGUUUCAGUCACGGCUUUCACACGGCGUGGAGCGCCUUGAACCACACCUCCCUCUGUGAUUGUCUCUUUUUCUACUUCGCUGCCUUGGUGGGGGGAGGGGGGUUCUGCGUGCCACAGGUUUUUUGUCAUGAGGAACCGAAAUGUUCGAACACUCACACCUGUUAGACGUUCUGCAGUAAAAUGUUUGAACCCGA